AUUAUUGUUUCCACGAAGCAUAUCCAUAUCCACGCGACUGCUUGGCCAGCGGACACUGGAGCUGCGCGACCAUUACUACGGCGGUUCCCGAAGUGUUGGGAGAUUGAAUGGUGUGGAGGUCGCCGAACCUCGGCGCGAUGAAUAAUGGAGGUGCGGGCGUCGGUGGAGGCCCUGGGGGGCCGCAGGAGGGCGGACAGGUGGGGACGGAGUAUACAUUGCAAGGCGUCAUGCGUUUCCUUCAGAUCGAAUGGCAUAACCACGAGCGAGCGCGCAACGCGUGGGACAUCGAGCGAGCGGAGAUGAAGGCCAAGAUCGCGAAGCAGGAAGGCGAUGUACGCAAUGCGAAGAAGCUCAAUGAGCAGUUGGACAAGCAGAUUCGCAUGUUGGAACGAGCCCUGAAAGCCGAGCGAGCGAAAUCGAAAGCCGCAGCGUCCGGGGAGAAACUAGCGGAUAGCAAGGGGGAAGUGAAGGUUGAUGUGAAGGGUAAAUCGGUAGCGAAGAGCGAAGUAAAGGCUCCCGAAAAGCCCCCAGGUUCAUUCCUCGAACUAGAGGGCGACAGAGAAUCCUCCGAUCAAGACAAAGACUCGAAAGACAAAUCCCAUGUAUACCUACAGAAAACCGUGGAAGAAGUCACCUACCUCCUCACCCCUCCGGCUCAACCUCCGCAAUCGCAGCAGAUUCAGGCCUUGGCAAAUUCGACCGGAUUUAUGAGUCAACCAGGCGACCUGCCCUUAUCAUUAGAAGAAGUGUACAUGCAGCAACGAGCCAAGCAGCAGCAGCAGCAGCAGCAAGGUUCGAUGCUUGGACACCCCUCUGCUGCCCCAAAUCAUCAGCCACCUCCUCUUCCUUCGAACAAUGAACAUUCAACUGGCCCGAGGUCAGGGCAUCCGCAACAACAAUCUGCGUUCAUGACACGCGGAGUUCCGAGUCAAAUGCCUCUCCCGCAACAACCACCAUCGACAGCCCAUCAUCUGGAUAACCGCGGACCCUACCCCGAACACGCCGAUGAAAACGUGGAGCGGAUCACGCACACGUACGAUAACAUGGGACGACCGAUAUCUGCACAAGAAGAAUCCAACCUAUCUUUUGGUGGUUCUCGACUGAUGAACGACGAACCCGACGGAUGGAAUUUCGAGGACAACCCCCUCGCCGAUCAAACCAGCGAAACACUUCCCCGCCGAAGACCGGACCAAGAUCUCUUCCCAAGCGCCAACAACAUCCCCAUGCGAUCUCCUCCCCGCUCCACCGUCUCCCAUCGAAGAAAGAGCUCCGGCUCCACCGCCAUGGUCCGCCGACGUAGCGAAGGCAUCGAAACCAACCCCUCCACUCAAUCCGCCAGACAAGACCCUGCCAACUUCAAAGUCCGCUUUGCCCUCCGCGGUCACCUCGAUGUGGUCCGCUCCGUCAUAUUCACCGGCGGCGGCAGCCCGUCCGAACCGGAGAUCUGCACCGCCGGCGACGACGGCAUGAUCAAGCGAUGGAUCAUCCCAGCCAGCUACCCCAGUUCACUGAAUCACAAGCAAGAAGUCAACGACCUCGACAUCCAAUCCUACUUCACCCACCGCGGUCACGACGGGGCCGUCACCUCACUCGCCGCCUGCCCCGUCUCCGCCUCCUUCUCCACCGGCGGCCGCGCCUCCGGCGACGGCUGGAUCUUCUCUGGCGGCCAGGACGCAUCCGUCCGCGUCUGGGAGCGCGGCCGGGUCGACCCCAAAGCCACCCUCGAGGGCCACACCGACGCCGUCUGGACCGUCUGCGUCCUCCCUGCCACCUGCGGUGCCAUCUUCGGCCCCGACAGCGCCAAUCUCGGCGGCCCCGACCGCGUGCUUCUCGCCUCCGGCUCCGCCGACGGUACGGUGAAGAUCUGGGCCGUCAGCGCGCCGCCGCAGCUCGCAUCUCCGCAAGCGGGGUCGCGACGAGGAGCCCCAGGCACGCGGCGUCACUCAGUGACGUCCGGGUCGAAUUACCCGUCGUCGCCGCAGCCGAGCAUCGCGACGAACACGCCGUUCCACUAUACUUUGGUGCACUCGAUAUCGCGGGCGGGGGCAGCGAGCCCGACGUGCAUCGCGCCGCUGUCUCCCACGGGGGAGACGUUCGUGGUGGCGUACGCGGACGCGAGUAUCCUGAUCUACGACACGCGGACGGGCGAGGAGGUGAUCGGAAUGGCGAGCGCAGAGACGUACGACGGGACGGUGGCGACGGGGGUGAAUGCGGUAGUGGCGAUCGCGACGUCGCAGGAGGGGUUGGGCGGGGAAGGGGGGCGGGGGAGUUUGGGGAUGGGGGAGGAUGAAGGGCUGCAUGGGGCGACGGGGAGCUCGAGUCAGGGGGGCGUGGAGGGGGUGAUUAUUAGUGGACAUGAGGAUCGGUUUAUUCGGUUCUUCGAUGCGAAUAGCGGCCAAUGCACCUACUCCAUGCUCGCCCACCCCUCCGCCAUCUCCUCCCUCUCUCUCUCCAAAGACGGCCGCGAAGCCGUCUCCGCCGGCCACGACGCCAGCAUCCGCUUCUGGAGCCUCGAGAAGCGCAUCUGCACCCAGGAGAUCACCAGCCACCGCAUCAUGCGCGGCGAGGGGGUCUGCAGCGUCGUAUGGAGCCAGGACGGGCGGUUGGUGGUUAGCGCGGGCGGAGAUGGCGUGGUGAAGGUGUUUGCGCGGUGAAAGGCGGAAAA
This is a messenger RNA of Eremomyces bilateralis CBS 781.70, 2665 nucleotides long. RefSeq names its product WD40 repeat-like protein. Gene Ontology annotation, molecular function: protein binding. Lineage: Eukaryota; Fungi; Ascomycota; Dothideomycetes; Eremomycetales; Eremomycetaceae. The transcript is spliced from 4 exons. The coding region runs from base 108 to 2654 and encodes 848 amino acids. The record is from RefSeq and is a predicted model, not a curated record.